Messenger RNA from Salvia miltiorrhiza (redroot sage), 1584 nucleotides. Its product is annotated as U-box domain-containing protein 25. The transcript has 2 exons. NCBI's taxonomy places the organism in Eukaryota, Viridiplantae, Streptophyta, Magnoliopsida, Lamiales, Lamiaceae. The record is from RefSeq and is a predicted model, not a curated record. Bases 349 to 1323 code for a protein of 324 amino acids.
AAAAUCGAAUCAGAUAAUUUAAUAGAAUAAUUUGGGAAUCAAUACAUAUUCAUCAAAUCUCUCAAAAUAUAUAUAUUCAUCAAAAUUCUCCUAAAUUUCUAUUCACAGCCCACAUUCGAUAAAAAUAAACUGAAUUGGGCCCGGCCCACUAUCUACAGCCCGAAAAUCAUCCAACAUUUCAAUCAAUGAAGCCCGAUUUGGAAGCAUCGCUUUCUUGUCAGUGAACAAGUCCCCACCUCUCCUCUUUACUGAUCUCUCUCUCUCUCUCUCCAUGCAAAAACACACACACACACACACACGAUCUCUCUCUCUCCUCCGCCGGAAUUUCUGAUCUUGAUCUUCGCCGCCAUGAAAACAAACCAACCGAAGCUCAAAACCGCCCCACGCAGCCAGCUGUUUUCGUGCGGAUUCUUCCGCCACUGCGCUCAAACAGUCCUCAGCCCCACCAGCUCCACCCCGCCGCCCCUCCCUCAGGCCGCGCCUCCGCCUCCGCCGCCGCAGCGGCCGCAGCCGGAGUCCUCCUCCUCCUCCUCUUCCAACACCUCCCAGAGCUUCACCCAGUGGCGAUUCCCACUCUCCAACUCGCCCAUGGGCCAACCGUAUUCCCAGCCCAAACCCGAAUCCGAACCCGAACCCGCGCCCGACCCGAACCCGGACGCCGACGCCCCACCCCUCGACGGCGCCGCCCUCGAGGAGCUCUUCCGCGAGGCGGAGCUCCGGUUCGGGUCCGGGUCGGAGUCGGGCCGGGUCGGGGCGGUCCACCUGCUGGAGCGGUCACUGGUCCCCAACCCGCGCUCCGCCGCGGACGGCUGCCCGACGGCGGUGCUGGGCGGCGUGGUGGCAUGCCUGCGGGAGGGGGUGGCGCGGAAGGCGGCGAGCAAGGUGCUGCUGGCGCUCUGCCUGGUGGAGGAGAACCGGCGCACGGCCGUGGGGGCGGGGGCGGUGGCGGCAGUGGUGGAGGCGCUGGCUGACGCGGAGGGUGCAGUGGCGGAGCGGUCGUUGGCAGCGCUGGAGCUGCUGUGCACGACGCCGGAGGGGGCUGAGGGAGUGCGGGCACAUGCGCUGGCCGUGCCGAUGAUGGUGCAGUGGAUGGGCGGGAUGGAGGGUGGGCGGGGGAAGGAACACGCGGUCAGCGUGUUGGCGGUGAUCUACGGCGGGGCGGAGGAGGGAGGCGCGGCGGUGGCGCCGGCGGAGGAGGUGGCGCGUGCGGUGACGCUGGCGCUGCAGGGGGAGUGCAGCGCGAGGGCAAGGAGGAAGGGGGCCCAGCUGCUGAAGAUUCUGAGCGAGAAUGGACGGCUGGAGAUGACUGACGACGAGAGAUAAACGCUCCUCAUUUGUCUCUUUCUCAUUCAAGUUUGCAAGAUGCGAAAUAAUGACUCUGCCCCACCUCAAUAUUUUUUUCUUUUUUCAGUUUUGCUGUGUUGAAUUAUUUAUUAUUAUCAUGUUGCAGUUUUUCUUUUCUUUUUUGUAGACAUGGGAAAUCAUCUUGUAAAUAUAACUGGUCGGUGCAUGUGAGAUUAUUUGAAGCUGGAUUACUUAUUUAUUUAUUUAUAUAAUUAAAGGGCAGCGUAGAGAUGAAAGAUA